Molecule: messenger RNA, 1050 nt
Organism: Leptopilina boulardi
Lineage: Eukaryota; Metazoa; Arthropoda; Insecta; Hymenoptera; Figitidae
Product: ras-related protein Rab-24-like
Exons: 5
Coding region: 60-653 (197 amino acids)
Molecular function (GO): GTP binding; GTPase activity
Source: RefSeq, a predicted model, not a curated record
AAAGAAGAAAAUUAUUUUCAAAGUGUCCCUUUCCCUUAUUGUCACUGACCUUAUUAAAAAUGGCUAGCGUGGAUUUUAAAGUUGUUCUUCUUGGAGACAGAGCCGUUGGAAAAACAUGUUUAAUAAAACGUUUUGUAAAUGAUACAUUUAACGAAGACGUAGUAAGUGCUACAAUUGGCGUAGCAUUUGCAGCUAAACAAAUUCAAGUUGAUGAUCGGAAGGUAACAAUGGGUUUAUGGGACACUUCAGGCUGUGAAAGAUUUGAAUCAAUGGUUAGAGGUUAUUAUCGAGGUGCAAAAGCAGCGAUAAUUUGUUAUGAUAUUAGUAAUUUAGAGUCAUUUAAAAGGGCAAAAUUUUGGAUAAGAGAAGUUCGUGAGGUCGAAGAUAAAUGUAAAGUGUAUUUAUGUGCCACAAAAGAAGAUGUAUUAAAAAAUGUGAGUGCAUCUCCUGAUUUAGAAAUAGUCGAAAGAUAUGCAGAAGGUAUUCAAUCAAAAUUUUUCAUCACUUCAAGUAAAACUGGAAGCAAUAUUGCUGAAUUAUUCGAGGAAAUUGCUAAAGAUUAUAUCGCAAAUCCAGAGAAUGCUCAAAAAGAAGAAGACAAAUUUAUUACUCUAACGGAAACGCCAAUUUCUCAGAGAUUUUGUUAUUGUUAAUCAUGGCAUGGCUACUCGAUAUUAAUUUUUUAAAAAAGAUUCUUUUUUAUUUUCAAAUCGGUGAAAUAUUUUAAAGGCAAUUUUUAAUUAAGACGAUAGUUUUAAUUCAAAGAUUUUAAAUUCGAGUGGCCACUUUUAUGUAAUUAUAUAAAUAAGACGAUCGCAUUGAGAACUGAUGACUCAUAGAAUAAUACUUACCUUUGACUGAAUCGAGCUAAACUUAUUCGUAGAAAGAUAACGAAACUGUGAAAUAAAAUGAUUCCGCCAUAUAUUUCUUAAGGAUUUAUCCAAUUCACAAUAUAUGUAUAGAAACAUUUGUUAAUUACUUUAUAUUUAUACACGAAGAAAGUAUUUUUCAAACAGUAUAUUUUAUUCAAUAAAAGGCUAUGACAUUUAA